UGGAAGAACAAUAUGAGCUCUAAGUAAUUGAUGCUUGACUUGGAAUAUGAUUACGUGAUGUUCUGAGAGUAUUAUAUAAUUUCCCUAAAAAUUAUUAGAGUGAAAUUUGAGUAUUUAAUAAUUUGCAAUAUUAUCUAGUUUACCCAAACAAAUCUAACUUUAAAAUAAUAAUAAAUAGGAUCCAUUCCUCUCUUAAUAAGGCCAAGUAGGGGUGUGCAACGGAUGGCUCGGCCCGCCACACCCGGCUCGGCCCGGCCCGUCACACCCGGCCUGGUCCGGCCCGCUGAGUUUUGGUGGAUGCGUGACAUGUGACGGACGGAUACGGGUCUAUAUUUUUCAUUUUCUUGGAUUCGGGUCGGGUCGGGUCGCGGGUAAACCACCAAUUUUAUCUGCUCACCCGACCCGCCCGCGCCCUCACUUAUUUUCCCCCUUUUCCCCCGUGUUGCCUCUUUUUUAUUUUCAUUUCACGUUUUGUAGCCCUAGGUUCUUCAACAUGUCUCUGUCUCUCUCAACUCUCUCUCUCUCUCUCUCUCUCACACACACUUGAACAAAGAUGAGUGACGAGUGGUAAUCGGCGACAAUGGUGGCUAGCGACGAUCGGCGAUCGGCGACAAUAGCGGCGAGCAGCGAUCGAAACAUUGAUUUGAAGGCAGAAGCAUUAGGAAGCUUCUUCUUUGCCACCAUUGAUGGUUCGAUGGUGUCAGACUUCAUUAUCAUCCUUUUUUACGAAAAACUUGGUGGGCGGAGAGUUGGAGUUGACGGAGACAUGGGAGUGGAUGAUAAAUCGAUUGCCCUUGAUGCCGUCAACAAGGAAGCUGUUGAUCUGGAGAACAUGCCCCUCAAAGAAGUAUUUGAACAUCUCAAAUGUACAAAAGAGGGUCUGAGUACCGAUGCAGUUCAAGAACGGUUGGAACUGUUUGGAUACAACAAACUUGAAGAGAAAAAGGAAAGUAAAAUAUUGAAGUUUUUGGGCUUUAUGUGGAAUCCUCUGUCAUGGGUCAUGGAAGCAGCAGCUUUACUGGCCAUUGCUCUUGCACAUGGAGGGCAUAAGGGCACAGAUUAUCAUGACUUCUUUGGCAUCUUGAUCUUGCUCAUUAUCAACUCUACCAUCAGUUUUAUUGAGGAAAACAAUGCUGGCAAUGCGGCUGCUGCUCUUAUGGCUCGAUUAGCUCCAAAAGCCAAGGUCCUGCGUGACGGGAAGUGGAGUGGGGAAGAUGCCUCAGUGUUAGUUCCUGGUGACAUAGUAAGCAUCAAACUUGGGGACAUUGUACCUGCUGAUGCACGCCUUCUUGAAGGAGAUCCUCUAAAAAUUGAUCAGUCUGCUCUUACCAGAGAAUCACUUCUUGUAACCAAGAUUUGAGAUAUAUAAAUUUCUGAUUUAUGUUCUCUAGAGGUGGAAAAUACUCGGAAGAAGAUGCAAAGGCUGUCGUGGUACAGAUUUUGAGUGUGGUUGCCUACUGUCAUCUCCAAGGUGUAGUUCACCGUGACCUCAAG
This is a messenger RNA of Camellia sinensis, 1494 nucleotides long. NCBI's taxonomy places the organism in Eukaryota, Viridiplantae, Streptophyta, Magnoliopsida, Ericales, Theaceae. The record is from RefSeq and is a predicted model, not a curated record.